AUGCCCUCUAGUGAAGAGGUAAUACGUAUCCUUGAUUACAAUACGCCCCGAUCCGAAGGGAUAAUAGGGGCGCCUAAGCAGCCCAUCAUAAACAAAGGUCCCAUUGGGAUUGGUCCAACAGAGCCACCACAUGUCUAUAGAGUGCUGUCUCACCUUGGGAGUGAUUUGGAUUGGGUGGUCAAAGAUGGAGUAGUGAGAAAUAUUGAAAAAAUUAUUGAGCUUCCAAAUUUUUUUCAGGGAGUAGGACGCAUCAAGAACAUAUGUUUCGUUGCUGGUUAUGAAUCUGGCAGAGAAGCGUUACGUAAGGCGGUGGUUGUUGGAACGUUUAAUCCUAGUGCUGCCAGUUCCACCUCUAGCCAUUCAAGGGAGAUGGUUGAGGUGUUUGACUCAUUCAUUUCCCGUGACUAUGCUUCCAUGAUGAAGUUGGGGUCCCUUGAUCUUGAUUUCCUUUGCCAAUUGUGUGCAUAUGAUGAUCAUGGGGGAGUAGGUCCUAGUAGCAAUGCCAAGAUCAUAGGCUUGGAUGGAGGAGCUAGUAAAUGA
Lactuca saligna is the source of this 540-nucleotide messenger RNA. Lineage: Eukaryota; Viridiplantae; Streptophyta; Magnoliopsida; Asterales; Asteraceae. The record is from the annotation of a GenBank genome assembly.